This is a messenger RNA of Notothenia coriiceps (black rockcod), 670 nucleotides long. Its product is annotated as high affinity cGMP-specific 3',5'-cyclic phosphodiesterase 9A-like. The transcript has 6 exons. The record is from RefSeq and is a predicted model, not a curated record. The annotation marks the transcript as partial. Gene Ontology annotation, biological process: signal transduction. NCBI's taxonomy places the organism in Eukaryota, Metazoa, Chordata, Actinopteri, Perciformes, Nototheniidae. Gene Ontology annotation, molecular function: 3',5'-cyclic-nucleotide phosphodiesterase activity.
GCAGUGGGAGGAUGCAGAGAUCAUGGUGCUCCUUCAGGUCAUGUACACAGAUUUGGAUUUCAUCGCAGCCUUCAACAUCGAGCCGGCGGUCCUGCAGCACUUCCUGUUCGAGGUGUACCGGAGAUACAACAACAUCCCCUUCCACAACUUCAAGCACUGCUUCUGUGUCACCCAGAUGAUGUACGGUCUGAUCUGGCUGACGGACCUGAAGAGUAAGAUGGACAGCGAGGACCUGCUCAUCAUGCUGACCUCUGCGGUGUGCCACGACCUCGACCACGCCGGGUACAACAACGCCUAUCAGAUAAAUGCUCGGACCGAACUCGCUCUCCGGUACAACGACAUCUCUCCACUGGAGAACCACCACUGUGCCAUAGCUUUUGAGAUCCUGGAGAAGACAGAGAGCAACAUCUUCAGAAAUCUGUCCAUGAAUCAGUACAAGCGGAUCAGGGAAGGGAUCAUCAAAUGCAUCCUGGCCACUGACAUGACGAGGCACAAUGAGAUUCUCAACAAGUUUAAGUCCAUCCUGACAGCUUUUGACUUCACCAACAAGGAGCACAGAGAAGUGCUGAUGAUGAUCCUGAUCAAAGUGAGCGAUAUCUCCAACGAGGCGCGGCCCAUGGAGGUGGCUGAGCCCUGGUUGGACUGUCUGCUGCAGGAAUUCUACAACCAG